AUGCAAAGGAAUGGUAAUCCCGUGUUGAUUGCUUUAUGUUCGAAUAGGAUUUGCCAAAUUAAUUCCGGGGUGCCUCCUUGUCUUCCCUCUUUACUUUCAGAGGCCUUUAUUUUAGUGGGAGCCAAAAUGCCAGAAUCCGAUGCAAGAUAUGCAUGGUCCUGCUUAUCAACUGGAGCAUUUGCAAGAGCCUCCCACUUUUACUCGAAAUGGGAAGAAGCUGGCUGCCCACUUGGGCAAUUCUUGUGCAUCUAUUUUGAUCUUCUAAAACUUGAAAGAGAGACUUCGCAAUGUGUGACUCUUGAUUUUCGAUGCGUUUCAAAAGAGUAUUACUAUUCGAAAGUAGUUCAAUGGAGAAGCGCAUUGAAAAACGCGCUGUUCCCACUACUUGGCCGAACAGAAGUCGCUCUAUCAAAGUCAUCUGAGGGAAUUGCCAGAGCAUUUCUGCUGUUUUUAAACAAGGCUGCCGCAUCUUUUAGGGCUUCCCUAGUUCAGUAUGCUGGCAAUUGGUCGUGCUGGUAUUACCUGUCUCAAACGAUCAGCGGAGCAGAGCAGAUAAUAUGCCAUAAGGAGUUGAUCCCCUGCUUCGAAGCAGGGGAGUCCUCUUUAGAAAAGUAUUCUUCCAUGCUCAAUGGCUUUCCCGAGCAUUACAAAGCUUCGCAAUUUAUCCGGCUUUUUGUACUUGAAAAUGAAAUUUUAAAAAGAACCAAGAGUGCUUCUGCAUCGACCUCCUUUUUGCCUUUGGUUCAAUCUUUUCUGGACAUGACGAUUUCCAACUAUUCGUUGGAAGGAUUUGACAUCCUGGCAAACCUGCUAUUUCUAAGUGAAGAUUUUGUGUCCCUGGAGCUAUUGGCAGCCCGCGCUAAAUCAAUCGAUGAACGAUCUGCUGUAGCUCUGAUUGUUGUUGGAAACUUAUUUUCGCUAAAUGGAGAUUCUCAGGCUGCUUUAGAUAUGUUCAGCAGAGCGCUGACCGUAGAUCCAGGCUAUUCUAUGGCCUGGACUCUUUCCGGGCAUGAGCUAGUCCAAUCCAAGCGGCUGGAUGAGGCCAUUGAUAGAUAUCGAUGCGCACUAGAGGAUCGACCCGCUGCAAUUUAUUGCUUCAGAAAAGCCAAAGAAUUGAGACCCGAGGAUCCCAGGAUGUGGACUGCCCUUGGUUCGGUUUUGGAAGAGAAUUUUCAUCAAAACCAUGCGUAUCCAGAUGCACUUUUACAGAGCAAUUCAGCGAAUGCAUACUUGACCGCAUUGCUAGUUGAGAUUUUCAAGUUCUGGGAAGUUUCUCUUCCCGGAAUCUAUGAGGCACGGCUAGAAGCAGCAGGCGCCCUCGCAGAGCUAUAUUUGAACGUUAAUGGAUUCUGCGCUACAAAAAUGGAUCGAUUUCCUCUGUCGCUUCUCAAGUGCUUUGUAAAUGGAAAGCUUUUCUUGGACAAUAGCAAAAAGUACAAUCAGGCACGUGUUGCACUCCUUAAUGACUAG
Molecule: messenger RNA, 1470 nt
Organism: Mitosporidium daphniae
Lineage: Eukaryota; Fungi; Microsporidia
Exons: 5
Coding region: 1-1470 (489 amino acids)
Biological process (GO): cell division
Molecular function (GO): protein binding
Source: RefSeq, a predicted model, not a curated record